AGUAGGACUACAAAUCCCAAAGCCGUUUUAGCGCGUUUGAGGAAUGCGGGGUGGGCUCAUUUUUCCGGGGCUACCACUGUGCAUAUACCACAGCCAUCGGGGUUUCUAGCCAUGAACGGUUUGAGCUGAGCUUCGUGGUCCUUCCUCGCUUUAAACACUGCCCGACCUGUCGAAUUUAAGUCCGUGAAACCGCCUCCAAAUCUGUUUUAUUUUUGCCUUGGCUACAUAUCACAAUACAGCCUCACAUCUGGAUUCGUCACGGCUCAGGCUGAAACAGACAUAUCAUCUCUCACUCUGAUACAUUGUUGCGUAAAGUAGAAAUGCAGUUAUAUUCCGACAACCUGAGUGCACAGAGGCAGAAACAUAGGCUAGAUGUAUAGGUAGAUGCAUAAAAUAAUUUAAAUCAGAAUAUAUUUUUUUUGGAGGGGGGGAACGCAGCACACAUAAAGGGAUUGCUUUCGAGUUUUAUACACUGGCGAAAUCAGAAGAUUUAAAAGCUGUCCACCACUUUCUGAACAGCGGUGUGUUGGUGUCUCAGGAGGACAGGGACCUGGAAACAAGCAGAUAGGGAGCAGGAGCUACAGGGGCUACAGGGGCCACGGUGUCUAUCUGCUCCUCAGUUCCCCUGUGAGGCUGUCUUUGUGUCAGGGAUCAAGAGGUGGACACACACACAGACAAGGACUGUCUAACAGCAGGACUGCACCACUUUGCAGGGCACUGGAGGGACACUGGGCAGAAGGUUGGCAUCUGGCUGGCAGAGAGAGGGAAGAGAGUGGUAAUGUGGUGGGCAAGCGACUGCAGUGCCGAGAUUACAGAUUUGGAGAUUAGGGAGAGCAGCAGGUCAGGGCACAUCAUCGUGACAAAGCCUGCACUUCCACCAACACUACACAGCAGAAUUCAAUUAAACCCUACAGCUACUGGCAGGCAGUGGCCCAGCCUCACAUACACUCACACACAAAUAUACAAAGAAUCUCCACUGCUGGACAGCUGCUGAGCUCCCCUUUCCUCUUGUCCUGUUUGAUGUUCAGCACCAGAUGGGAUUUUUUUCUUCUGAUUGAUUUGUCUUUUUUUAAUCCAGACACUCAUAGCCUCAGUUCCUUUCAGGGCAUUCAUUGGUAAGCCCUUCUAAGGUCCUCAUAUCUACUUUUCUUAAGACUCUGUGGCAAUCCUCUUUGUCAUUACGGCCAGAAUGCUUUGAUUACUUUAGGAGGUUUUACAGUAUUGCUUUUUCUCUGGCUGAAGAGCACAGGAAUUCUGAUGGUCGCGCAGACUUUUUGAGGCCAAACUGCUAUGAAUAUUUGUGCCCAUAUUCUCUGGAGGGCUGGUAGAUGCUCAGUCUGCCACACAGAGACACACACCACUCACAGUCUCAAUGACAACUAGACUACAGGACACCUGGCCCUAUGUUCUAGCAGAGGAGAACACAAGGUCCUGUGUAGCUCUGCUCUUUCUGCAAGUCUCAGAAUCUCCAAAGUGGAUCUUCUGACAGAAAAAAUAAAGCUUGCGCGAGACAGGGGCAGAGAAGUGAGAAGAGAGAGGGGGAGACGUGUUAUUUGUUCAGGUUGACUAGAGACUCGAUGGCACUUCUUUCAUGCCAGCCUGCCUGCAGUCGCCGCCGCCUUUUACCCUCCUUCUCCCGUCUAGCCCGCUAGAGCAUACUAAUCAGAAGACUGCUUCAGCACUUGACAGAGGACCUCCAAACACCAGGGUGGGCUACUUACAAGGACGGCUGAGAUGACACUAAUGACUCGCUACCUGACUUUUACCAUGGAUAUCACUAUAGGUGGAUAUGACUGCUAACACAGCGUGAUAAGCUCUGACAGUUUCUCAGACUCUAGCAGUGUACAAUUUGUGCAGAGUUCGUCAGAGUUUUGUAUGUGCAGACACUGCUGGAGCUCCCAUCCAGGACUGGAGCAGUGCAGGGAGUGGAGAGCCGGGCUGGUGGGUGAUAGGUGUGAAGAGGGGAAGCUGUGUGCGGAGAGACGGAGAGAAGCAACAGACAGACUCUCUGACAAACUGUUUAGUGUGAGACACUGAGAGACUCGCUGUGGAGCAGCGGCUCUCCCUCUCUCUGUCUGUCGCGCUGGGAGAGUGUUCUCUCUGAGCCAGCGUGAGCCAGCCAGCACACUGAGUGGAGCUGAGGCCAGCAGGGUGGGGACGGUGGCAGGAAACGGCGCAUGGAAUUGGGGGGGCCGGGUGCCCUCCGUCACCCAGCACAGGGAGGGGCACUGGGGUUGGGGCUGGGUGUGGGGCAGCCCUGGAGGGGUGAAGGUCCAAAGGUCAGGGGAGCUGAGGCCCAUGUUGACAGGCGGGACCAGCGUGGAGCGGGGUGGUCGGACGGCAGGGGCCAGGGUCGGCGGAGGGGGCAUGCGGUGCUCAUUGAGGGUGUGGGUUCUGCUGGGCUCCCUGGGCCUUGCCUUUCUCACCUCCCUCUUCUUCUCCAUCUCUCUGAGGGGGGGCGUUGGCCUGCCCUACCUGGAGCCCCCCGGGUGGGAGAAGUCCAGCCGAGUCAAACUAGUGCCCAACUAUUCUGGUGUCCACCAGCUGGGCCCACUGGAGAGCACCCAGCAGCAGAAGACAUGUGCCUGUCCCCGCUGUGUGGGGGACCCUGGGGUGUCGGACUGGUUUGAUGAGAACUACAACCCAGACAUCUCCCCUGUGUGGACACGGGACAACAUCCAGCUGCCUUCAGACGUCUACUACUGGUGGGUGGUAAGUGAUCCAGCUGAACAGCUUCUAUGUUUUACUCCAUUUUACCCAUCCUCUAUCGUUCUUCUGGUCUCCCUGGAAAGAACGAGAGCAGCUCUGCCAAUCAUAUUAAAGGAAGGCAAGCACAUGAUGUGUCUGUUAAAGAGGACAUUGAGAUUACCUGUGUCUGUCAGGAUCAAUCUGGCUCCCACGCUGGGCUAUGAGGAGGACGCAGGCAGCCACACCACCCACCACUUCAUGUACCCAGAGAGUGCCAAGAACCUGGCAGCCAAUGUCAGCUUCGUCCUGGUGCCCUUCAAGACCCUGGACCUGCUGUGGAUCACCAGCGCACUCUCCACUGGACAGAUUCGCUUUACCUACGCCCCUGUGAAGCAGUUUCUACGGGUGGACAAAGACAAGGUUCAGAUCUUCAAUCCAGCCUUCUUCAAGUACAUCCAUGACCGCUGGACCAGGCACCAUGGCCGCUACCCUUCCACAGGCAUGCUAGUUCUGUUCUUCGCUCUGCACGUGUGUGACGAGGUGAAUGUGUUUGGCUUUGGCGCUGACAGUCGAGGCAACUGGCACCACUAUUGGGAGCAGAACCGCUACUCUGGAGAGUUCCGGAAAACAGGGGUGCAUGAUGCAGAUUAUGAGGCCCUGGUCAUUGACUCGCUGGUUAAGGCUGGCAAGAUCACCAUCUUCCCAGGAAAGUGACGAGGGCUGGAGGUGUGUUGGGCUGGACAGGUUUACAGGAACACCGGAACACCCAUCACCACAAGGAUUUUUUAUGUUGUCAUCUGCUUCUUUGUGCUUUGCAUAGAGAGGGAUCCAAAACAGUACAUUAUACAAUGCCUGCUAAUCAUGUUCCCAUUGUGCAGGAUGGUAAGAUGAUGGUGGUUUUGGGUCGAACUACAUGUGAUUACACUCUGCCCCCAACAGGCCUACUACCUCUAUAGAAACGACAGAACUAUAGAGGGGGCAGAUAAGUCUGGCCUAGCCACUGUAUGGACCUGUGAACCAGUCCCAUCCACGAUCCCCCCUCUUGCUCAGCCAUUGGGGGUUGAGUCAUCACACGCCUUGGGGGUCUCAAGCCCAGAGACUCAGCCCCCUUCCACUCUGUCGCCCCCACCAUAAAUACCAUGGCAACCAGUGACGGUCACUGAGCUAUCCCUGCCAUGUCCACACCCACCUGCAGAGCUGCUGCUAAAGCCCUCUCUCUAGCCACACCUGCAUGGAGCUGGGAGUACUAGGUAGUUGACUAGGUAGUUGAAGUUUACAUGCUUUCAAGCCCAGAGGCUACUUCAAAAUAAGACUUCCUGUUAUAAUUACAUGACUAUCAUGUUGAAGGUAUGUACAGCCCACAGGGAUUUGACCACAUAUACGCUAUUAACCCUUUUAUUUGUGUUAACCAUUUUAAGUGACUAAUCAUCUUGCUGAUUAGGUAAAUUGGGGAGAGGCUUACACACGGUCAACAACACAAGCAGACACAAACACAAGCAGACACAAACACAAGCAGACGUACAGAUAAGACUAAAACCACUCAUUCACACAUAUACUGUACAGUGCCUUCAGAAAGUAUUGCACCCUGAAUUCAAAAUGGAUUAAAAAACAAUAUCACCAAUCUACACACAGAGCCCAUAAUGACAAGGUGAAAACAUGUUUUUAGAU
This is a messenger RNA of Salmo salar (Atlantic salmon), 4356 nucleotides long. The record is from RefSeq and is a predicted model, not a curated record. Lineage: Eukaryota; Metazoa; Chordata; Actinopteri; Salmoniformes; Salmonidae.